GUUGGGAUGGGGUUGUUGGGAUGGGGUCGUUAGAUGGGAUCGUUAGGAUGGGAUCGUUGGGAUGGGAUCGUUGGGAUUCCCCGCAGUGCUGGAGAUCCUGGAGCUGAUCCAGCGCCGCGACCUGGUGGCGGCCGACGAACAGAUCAUCGCUUUGGAAGCCGAGUGCUCCGCCAUGGCCUCCCUUCCGUCACCACCACCAUCAUCAUCCUCGCCGUCCUCGCCGUCCUCGCCGUCCUGCCGCCAGACCCGCGACGUGGCUCUGCUCUACGAUGCCCUUUUGGCGCAGCUUUGGGCCGUGGUGGGAGAAUCGGUUCCGUCGGGCCGGCCGUAUCCCCUCCUCCGUUCCGUGGUCCGAGUUUUGGAGCAGGAGGAAGCGGCCGAUGCCCGGCAUCCUUUCGGGAUCCCCGGUCGCCCCCGGGGGCUUCGGCGGCGUUGGGAGGAGGCGGUGGGGAGGGCGGCCGUGGAAAGGUUGGGGCAGGUGGUGGUGGGGGGUGGGUUGGGACCCAGGUUGGCGGCGUUGGCCGGAAGGGCCGUGGGGGAUUUGGGGAUGGCCAGGUGCCACGUGGUGCCCGUUUACCCGGCUGGCUAUGAUGCUUUUGGGGUCUACGCCAAGGGGUAUCACCGGGCGUUGGCUCAGCAGUUGGUGGCGUUGGCACAGAGACCGUUGGCGGUGCCGGAGUUGUAUCUGCUGCUGGAUUGGCACAGCAAUACCUACACCAGGGAGGUGUUGGGGCACCCCGAGAUCGGGGCGCUGCUGCAGGCGCAGGAUUUGGGGCCCCUCCUGCCACCCGAAACCCAGCGGGGCCUCGAGAGGUCCUGCAUCGCUGCUGUCAAGGUACGGCAUGGGGGGCACCGGGGGGCACCGGGGGGCACUGGGAUGGGGACAAGAUAGGUAUUGGGGUGGCAC
Messenger RNA from Phasianus colchicus (ring-necked pheasant), 907 nucleotides. The record is from RefSeq and is a predicted model, not a curated record. Lineage: Eukaryota; Metazoa; Chordata; Aves; Galliformes; Phasianidae.